Pseudoliparis swirei is the source of this 2236-nucleotide messenger RNA. Its product is annotated as ceramide synthase-like. Gene Ontology annotation, molecular function: sphingosine N-acyltransferase activity. The record is from RefSeq and is a predicted model, not a curated record. Gene Ontology annotation, biological process: ceramide biosynthetic process; lipid homeostasis. The transcript has 7 exons. NCBI's taxonomy places the organism in Eukaryota, Metazoa, Chordata, Actinopteri, Perciformes, Liparidae. The coding region runs from base 1193 to 1927 and encodes 244 amino acids. Gene Ontology annotation, cellular component: endoplasmic reticulum; membrane.
UCUCCUCGACCCCCGAGCUCCUCCUCGACCCCUGAGCUCCUCCUUCUCCUCGACCCCCGAGCUCCUCCUCGACUCCCGAGCUCCUCCUUCUCCUCGACCCCCGAGCUCCUUCUCGUUUAGUUCGACCGCUUUUCUUUUCUAAAGGACCCAAACAGCUGAUCGGCGUUUUGUUCCCACUGCUGAAUAAACAACAUGAAGUCAAAUGCUGCGGAGAGAAAGGAAGUCGGUCCUCGAUGUGAGACGUUAAAUAAUAAUAAUGCUUUUAAUUGUUUUAGGAUUGUUGCUCGGUUGAUUUUAUUUAAUUGUCAUUCCAGCCGUUUAAUUUAAACGGGAAACGCCACGGGGAUCUCUUAUUUCAGCUGCAUUUGAACACAUCCCCCCGAAGAGGAACAGGAGGUCAUCCACAUCUUUGAACCAAACCUUUUAUUUUGAAAUUCCUGACAGGCGUAUUCGGCCUUUUGAGGGUUGAGACCGGAUCACAACGAAGCCUUGACACGUUUACAAACAUCGACCUGAAGAAUCAUUCUUCUCGUUCUUUUGAGGGUUUUUUCUAGUACACAUUUAUUUGGCAAGUCAAAUUUUUUUUGUUUUUAAAUUUAAAUUUUUCCAACAAAUUAAAAAAAUUCAGAAAUUUUUAUUUUUCAGAAAUUCAAAUUUUCAGGAAUUUAUAUUUUUGUCAAUUUUAAUUUAAAAUUUUCAGACAUUUUCUAUUAACAAUUUUAAUUUAAAUAUUGUUUUCUACUUCGAAAAAAAUCCCAAAAUGUUCUGGACUUGUUUUUUUCUCGUGCGUUCCUACUUUAAUCCAGACGGCCAUCGUUCCUGUUUUGAGUCUUUUUUGUAAAUAGUGUCUCUAAAUAAUUACCCAGGUGCCCCGGCUCCAUCUGUACUAACGAGUUCUUAAGAUAACGUUCUGAUCCCAUUUCAACGUGUUUUAUUUUCCCGCCUCCCAGACGGACAAACGGGAAGUGACGGCGGUUUUAAUUUUGUUAUUGUUUCUUAAUUUAUUGAGUGUUUGUUGAAGAGUUUGUUUGUUUUUAGUUUCCUCCGGAGAGAAAGAAGAAGUGAUGCCUGCCCCCCCCCCCCCCCCUAAACACCAUUCCUCCAGAUUCUUCUGACCCUGCCCCCUUGGCCCCGCCCACCAGCUCUGAAGAACGGACUUUUCUUUUUAUCCAAACGGAGUCUGAAACAUAUUAUGGGAUGGAGCGAGGGCGACGCAGUCAUGGUGUCCACCAGGCUCGUCUCGUCCCUUCAGGCCGUCUUGGCCUCUUCAGCUGGUCUAGUGAUCGCUUCUUCCUGUAGAGACGUCAUGGAGGACAGACAUUGGCUGACCGACAGAUACAUCCUGUUCGCCGCGCCGUACUUCGCCUUCGAUAUCUACGCCAUGUUCCUGUGCUACUGGCACAAGCUGCAGGUCAAAGGUCACGAGGCCCAGGGGGGCGUGGCCUCGGUGGGCGGGUUCCUGCGGCGGGAGAAGCUGCUGGUGCUGCACCACGUGUUCAUGGUGGCCUUCUGCUGCCCGGCCUCGCUGCUGUGGAGGAGGGGUAGAGGAGAUUUCUUCCAGGCGUUGUUAUUUCUUGCUGAGCUCAGCACUCCUUGUGUCUGUUUGUCUAAAGUUUUGAUUCAGUUCCAGAAGCAGCACACUCUCCUCCACAGGCUCAACGGUCUCCUCCUCCUCUUCACCUUCUUCUUCUGUCGUGUUCUCCUCUUCCCGUACCUGUACUUCAUCUACAGCAGGUACGCAUCCGUCCCCGUGUACCGGCUCCCCCUGGUGGCCCCGUGGCAGUGCACCCUGGGGGCCUCCCUGCUGUGGCCCCUGCAGCUCUACUGGUUCACUCUGAUCUGCAGAGGGGCCAUCCACGUCACGGGGGGGCGGGGCUAUCCGCGUCACGGGGGGCGGGGCCACUGGGCUCCUCCCCCUCCAGAGUAAAAAACAGUUUCACCUCAUGGCGCUAGAGCCGGGCUCUAUCCUGGUGAUCAAUACUAUGAUUAAUGCUAUGAUCAAUGCUAUGAUCAAUAUGAUGAUCAAUGCUAUGAUCAAUACUAUGAUUAAUGCUAUGAUUAAUACUAUGAUUAAUACGAUGAACAAUGCUAUGAUCAAUACUAUGAUUAAUACUAUGAUCAAUACUAUGAUUAAUACUAUGAUCAAUACUAUGAUUAAUACUACGUCUGAGUGUGAAGGCUUUUAUAGAAACACGUUCAUGUCGUAAUAUAAUUGUCAUUAAAUGUUUUGAAAGUA